AUGUCCCACGACCGCCCCCGCCCCCGCUCCCGCGGUUACUUUGAACGCGACGGCCACAUCCACGAACGCAUUACUCUCCGCUCCCCCUCCCGUUCUCGUUCUCGUUCUCACUCCCAUCCCCAUCUCCAUCCACACCAUCGCUCCUCCUCCCAACCCCGCCUCACCACCCGCGAAAUAGCAAAUGAACUCGAAGAACGCAACGCCGAACUCCAUGCCAUUACUACGUCCCUCCAUACCGAACUCGCUACCCUCAAAGGCAAAAACUGGCAGCUAAUAUGUGAUAAUGGGGAAUGGAUGGAGAGGGUACGCAUAUUGAAGGUAGAGAAGGAGAAGCUGAAGAGGGAAAAUAGGGAAAAAGAGAGGGAGGUGGGAGAAUUGGUGGAGAGGGUGGGGUUGAUGAGGAGGGGGGUGGUGGGGAGGGGGAUAUUGGUGGAAGAGGGGUUGAGGGAGAGGUUGGAGGAAAUGGUUGUUAAGGUGGAGGGGUUGGAGGAGAGGGUUAGGGUGUUGAAUGGGAGGGUUAAGGAGAAGGAUAGUAAGUUGGAUUAUUUGAGGAGGUGGUUGGUUGCGAAGGGGUAUCGUGUUGAGGGGGUUUGA
Molecule: messenger RNA, 594 nt
Organism: Sclerotinia borealis F-4128
Lineage: Eukaryota; Fungi; Ascomycota; Leotiomycetes; Helotiales; Sclerotiniaceae
Source: the annotation of a GenBank genome assembly